AUGUCCUUUCCAAAGAACGAAAGCUCCAAGACCAAAUCUCCAGACGUUGCACCUCCUUUGAAACUAUCAACAACAUUUGACAGCCCAAGCCCAGACACAAGCCCCAGCCUCAACUCAAGCCCCAGCCUCAACCGAAGCACAGAGCGAGAACCAGACGACGAAACCAACGGAGCCCUCACCAUCACGUCACCUCAAACGGACUCCUCCAAACCCAAAGAGAGUCCCCGGCCGACCAAACCACUCCGCCGAUCGAGGCCUCGGUGCCAGAAGUUCACAUCUAGUACGCCGCCCACAGACGAUCAUAGCCAUCACCACCACCCUCAGACUCAAACCACCAGUGUCCGUACCGCUAUCCGUACCGCUGUCAGUACCUCUGCCGCCGGCAGAGAUACCCCUACAACCAGUACCAGUACUCCUCAUACGACGCCAAUUACUCCCACGACAUCAGCAGAGUGGUGUCAAGCAAAUCAAGACGAUCCCGUGGCAGUGUCCUUGGCUGUAGCUACGAGGGAUAUGACUGGGAUGAGCAUGAGUAUGGACAUGCAGGCGGGUUUUGGGCAGAAGAAAAGGGAGGAGGAGGAGGAGGAGAAGAAUGAAGAGAAGAGGGAGGCGGAGGAGGGGGAGGAAGAAGAGAGACCGAAGAAGAAGAAAACAAAAAAGAAUGGAUGGGAUAACGAGGAAGAUGCGAGAAGGGUUUUCGAAUGGAUUGCGAGUCCAGGGGGGCUUGAACCUGUGCCUGAGGAAUUUUUUAAGGAGAGUGUACCUUGGUGA
This is a messenger RNA of Neurospora tetraspora, 771 nucleotides long. RefSeq lists its product as uncharacterized. The coding region runs from base 1 to 771 and encodes 256 amino acids. The transcript is spliced from 2 exons. Lineage: Eukaryota; Fungi; Ascomycota; Sordariomycetes; Sordariales; Sordariaceae. The record is from RefSeq and is a predicted model, not a curated record.